Fusarium odoratissimum NRRL 54006 is the source of this 1659-nucleotide messenger RNA. RefSeq lists its product as uncharacterized. The record is from RefSeq and is a predicted model, not a curated record. The transcript has 6 exons. Gene Ontology annotation, molecular function: magnesium ion binding; carboxy-lyase activity; thiamine pyrophosphate binding. Bases 1 to 1659 code for a protein of 552 amino acids. NCBI's taxonomy places the organism in Eukaryota, Fungi, Ascomycota, Sordariomycetes, Hypocreales, Nectriaceae.
AUGUCUCAGAUCAAAGUUGGUGACUACCUCUUCCGCCGUCUUCACGAGCUCGGCAUCCGCUCAGUCUUUGGCGUUCCAGGAGACUACGAACUUGCCCUCCUGGAUCUCGUCACAGGCAACGACCUCGUCUGGAAGGGUAACCCUAAUGAACUCAUCUCUUCUUACGCUGCAGAUGGCUAUGCUCGUGUCCGUGGCGCGGGAGCCUUUGUCACCACCUUCGGUCCUGGUGAACUAUCCGCGUAUUGUGGUAUGGCUGGCCAAUACGCGGAAUUUGUUCCUGUUGUGCAUAUCGUUGGCUACCCAACUGUCGAUGCUGUCCGCAACAGGAGAAUCAUGCAUCACAGUCUUGGAAACGGGAAGUUCGACAUGUAUGAGAACAUGGCUAAGAACAUCACCGCUGCAACUGUCGUGAUCAACUAUGCACCUACUGCGGCCCGAGAGAUCGAUGAAGCGCUUACUGUUAUGAUGCGUGAGAGUAGGCCCGUCUAUAUCGGGCUCAGCGUCGAUAUUGCGUACGAAAUGAUUGAUGCCGAGGGGCUCAACGUCCCAAUUCCUACCGAGCUGCACCCAAACGAUUCAGGUGCUGUGCGCAACGGUGUACUCGAAGAAUCGCAUGAGCUGAUCAAGUUGACCAACCUCCCAACCUUUACUACCGCGAUGGGCAAAGGGGGCCUUGAUGAAGCCAUUCCCCAGUUCGCAGGUGUCCACUCCGGGGCUGGCACUCUGCCCGCCGUGAAAGAGGCGCUUGAAUCUGUUGACACAGUCAUCUGGAUCGGCAACUAUCCUUCUGAUUUCAACACGGGCGAAUUUACGACUGUUGUAAACAAGGAUGCCAUUGUUAUUGGCCUCCAACGUUUCGCGGUUUCGAUUGGCAAGAUCCAGUACCCGGUCUCAAUGAAGCAUAUUCUGCAACGCCUCGUCAAUUCUCUUCGUUCGAACCCAAUUUCCAUGGCUUCGCGACACAUAACUUGGGAUCCAUAUCCAAAGUUCAACUUUCAGGCCAGCGACGACCUGAAGCAAGAUUUCCUCUGGGGCACACUCAGCUCCUUUUUCCGCCCCGGUGAUGUUAUCAUUGGUGAGACCGGUACCUCCGCUUUCGGCCUGUGCGAUACCAAACUCCCCAGCGGAGUGAUGAUGUUCAACCAAACCGUAUAUGGCAGUAUUGGGUAUGCUACUGGUGCCAUCGUUGGAGUUGGUCAGGCUAUCAAGGAAAGCGAAGGGAAGUGGAAGAGGCCUGUCCUCGUCACUGGAGAAGGCUCCAUGCACCUCACUAUUCAGGCACUGGCAGAUAUGCUGCGGUGGGACCUCAAGCCAAUCAUAUUCGUGCUCAACAAUGGCGGAUACACAGUCGAGCGUCUCAUUCACGGCAAGGAAGCCUUUUAUAAUGAGGUCGCAGUUCUGGACUAUUCCAUGCUCGGCAAGACUUUCGGACCAGCAUUCGAAUCCAAAUACCACGGUCCUAUCAAGACUUGCGGAGAGCUAUCGUCACUCCUUCGAGACCCCAACUUUGGCAAUGUAGGCUGCCUUGAGUUGGUCGAACUCAUCUUACCUCCUCUCGACGCACCUUCUGCUGUCAUCAAGACUGGUGCCGCGAUCGAUGCAUUCAACAAAGCCAAGGCUGAGCAGGGGCCAGCGGUAUCCAAGGUGCUUGAUGUUUGA